Molecule: messenger RNA, 2719 nt
Organism: Chara braunii
Lineage: Eukaryota; Viridiplantae; Streptophyta; Charophyceae; Charales; Characeae
Source: the annotation of a GenBank genome assembly
CCUCUGUUUUUUAUUUGUUUCCAAAAUGUUCAGGCAGAAAAGCUUGCGACAAAAGCUGAAUAGUUCGAAGACAGGGGCGAGAGAGGCCAGCGAAGCCGAAAGCGAAGGGUAGCAGCGGAGGGGGGAGAGAGAGAGAGAGAGAGAGAGAGAGAGAGAGAGAGAGAGAGAGAGAGAGAGAGAGAGAGAGAUGGCGGACGCCUUGAGGAUGUGUUCGCCUGCAAUGGGGACGUAUCAUCCGUGGUCUCGACUAUCUGCCUCUCAUAGCACAAGAAAGGAGGAAGCGACGAGCUCGACGGCGAGCGUCUUCAGCUGGGUGAAGGGCAGACCUUGCCCGUCACGGCAACAGACCCGUCCUGCUUCUGCGUGCUGCCACGUGUCAAAAUGUAUGCAAGAAAGUGGGCGAAUGGGCGCAGAACGCCUUAUUCAUUGCUCACUGGCACAUCGGGCUGCUAAACGCGAGCCCGGGGGAUCGCAGACUCCGAGGCGAUCAGGAGGCACAGGUGCUGGCGUGCUUAUGGGAACCAGAGAUGACGUCAACAGAGUUGUCUUCGUGGGUGCACGUGGAAGAGGACGUUUUGGCGCCAAAUCGGAGAACUCGAAGAGGAAUCGCCACGUGGCACAUGCUAUGACCGAGAAACGCGCGGGUGGGACACUCACUGCUGUUAUUUUGCCGCAAGCUAGCGCCAGCAGUCCAACGGCCUCGGAGCAUCAUGAUGACGUCAACAAGGUUAAGAAGCUAUCUUCGUCAUCUGGCAAAGCUUGCUCGUCUGCUACUCCUCUUAGUCCUCCUCCUCCUCCCCCUCCUCCUCCUCCAUCCCCUGGAAGUAAUGUGGAUUCGGCUAUGGGGAAGCCGGCAUCGGGCAAAAAGGGUCCAUCUGACUCUCCCUCCCUCUCCCUCUUCACCACCGGGUUAGGGAGCGACGCCUUAGACUUGGACGUCGUGCUCCGCGACAACGGCCUCGUAAGCACACGCAGGACGAAGCUGAUUUGCACGAUAGGCCCUCCGACGUGCUCCACCGAGCAGCUGGAGGCGCUGGCAGUGUGCGGCAUGAAUGUCGCACGGUUGAACAUGUGCCACAACACGCACGAGUGUCAUGGUCUGGUCAUUGACCGCGUGAGAGAGCUCAACAGGAAGAACGGCUAUGGCGUGGCUGUGAUGAUGGAUACGAAGGGGAGCGAAAUCCAUAUGGGCGACUUGCGGGAGCCGUCGAUCAAGACCAUGAUUGGCGAUGUGUGGACCUUCACUGUGCGGCAGAUCAACGGUCCCCCACCGCCGCCCAACACCGUGAUGGUCAAUUACGACGGUUUUGUGGAUGACGUUCUGGUUGGUGACGGUAUCGUCGUCGACGGCGGCAUGUCUCGCUUCGAGGUAGUUCGAAAGAACGGUCCAGAUGUGAUCGCCACAUGCACGGACUCAGGUCUCCUGCUGCCACGUGGCAAUCUUACCUUCUGGCGCAACGGUGAGCUAGUCAGGGGUACGAACGCUGUGCUUCCCACCCUUACUUCAAAGGACUGGAAAGACAUAGAUUUCGGCAUUUGCAAGGGCGUAGAUGUCAUUUCGAUCUCCUUCGUCAGAUCGGCGGAGGUGAUUGCUAAUGUCAAGAGCUAUAUUCAAUCCAAAUCCUCUCAAAGACCGAUCGCUGUAUUUGCCAAGAUCGAGAGCAUCGAUAGUUUGCCUUGUCUAGAGGACAUAAUCAGGGCUGCAGAUGGGGUGAUGGUGGAAAGAAGGGAUCUUGGGGCUCAAAUUGCGCUCGAGCAGGUCCCUGGAGUCCAGCAACAAGUGAUUAAUCUGUGCCGUCAACUAAAUAAGCCGGUGAUCGUCGCCUCUCAGCUCCUUGAGUCAAUGAUGCAGUACCCUGCACCUACGCGAGCAGAGGUGGCAGACAUAAGCGAGGCUGUUCGACAGCGUGCGGAUGCGUUAAUGCUCAGCGGUGAGUCUGCGAUCGGUAGCUUUCCAAUCAAGGCUGUGAAGGUUCUAGAAGCUGUAGCAAGGAGGACGGAGGAGGCCUACAUGAAGGGCAAGGACGACGAGAACCGGGGUCUCCAUCACAUGAGAAGAAUGGCCAAUUUGCCUUGCGACCAGAUCAGCGAGGAGGUGUGUAUGGGAGCUACAGAGAUCGCUAAUCGUCUGGAGGUUCAGGCCGUCGUCGUGUGGACCAAGACGGGGUACAUUGCAUCCUUGCUGUCUCGUUGUCGUCCAAACUGUCCGGUCUUUGUCUUCACAGACAGUCAGAUUGUCAGACAGCGACUGAAUCUUCAUUGGGGUCUGAGUCCAUUCCGUCUUCAGCUCUCGGAGGACAUGGAGAUGAACGUGAAGAGAGCCUUCGCCCUGCUGCAGAAGAGAGGAUUCAUGAAGAAAGGGGAGAUGGUGGUCAUGGUGUCGGACCUCUGUCAGCAGGGGCAGAAAGAAAUCCUCCAGUCUGUGCAGAUCAGAAGAGUGUCGUGAAAGAUGGUGUCAUGGUGGUGUCGAAUCACGGCCUGCAAGGGCUGGAAGUGUUAUAAACCCCCCACCCCCUUUGGCGAAACCUUUGUAUUUAGGGAAAUUUGCGAUAUGCCCCUGAAGUUUGUUCGAUUUAUUUGCGGUGUGCCCCUCUGAUGGCCAACUUAGCCUGUCGUACCCUUCUGACAGCAAUGGAAGUUUCCGCAAAACCCCUGGCGCCGUAUGGGCCUGAAAUAUGUUUGAAUAUGCCCCUGCUGGUACCAAUGCCAAAUUUCCAGU